CAGAACGUGCAUUGAUAGGGCACAACAUCCAUUAAGCCACAGUGAAACCAGGUUCCCCUCUUCUGCCUUCCCUUCGGCUGAGUCUCCUUGCGAUGGCCGGCUUCUCCUUGGAAGCCCAGAAGCGCUUAGCGGCCGACAUCACCCGCGUCCUCUCCCUCUACAGCUUCAUUACAGAUGCCUACAUCAUUGAGUUUUUCACGGACAAUCUGUGGGGCAGCCUCCCGCUGUCCUGGCAGGCCGCCUUGGCUGACCUGCAGCCCCCACAGCUGGCCGCCCUCCUGCUGGAAAACAGACACGCCAAAGAGGAAGAAGCCAGGUACAGCUCGGUCUGGCCACUCUCCCUGCUGGCCUUCAAAGCCUCUGCCGACACCUUGGCAUUCCCCAGGAGGCUCAGCGGCUGGGCUGGCAAGUCCAAGGAGGCCGGGAGGCCGGAAGAGUUCCGGGACAACCAGUGCCAGAGCUCCAGGCUCCCUUCCCUUUUCCGGAAACACGUCAAGCCCAAGAAGCAGCACGAGAUCCGGCGGCUGGGGCAGAUGGUGAAACGGCUGAGUGACCUCACGGGAUGCCGCCAGGUGGUUGACGUGGGCGCUGGCCAGGGCCACCUGUCUCGCUUCCUGGCCUUCGGCCUGGGCCUCUCCGUCACCGCCAUCGAGGGAGACCCCCGGCUGGUCGCCCAGGCUGCCAAGUUCGACCAGGAGCUGGUGCAGGCGCUGAGGAAAGAGGGGGCCAAGCCACGAGGGCAGGUCCCCAGCGGAAUCGCUCUCGAGGGGCCGAGGCACGUGGUUGGCUGGGUGGACCCUGGAGCACCGUGGACCGAGUUCUGUCAACUGCUGCAGUGCCCAGAAGAGGAGGAGCGUGGCCCUGCGGUGGACAGAGGCAGCCCUGGGACCUUCUGGCCCAGAGAGACGGCAGGACUGGAUUCUGGGGGAGGGGACCUCCCAGGCUCCCGGGAAUGUGGGGCCUGCAGCGCACCCGUCUGCCCCACUCCCAAGGGGCGCCAGCUGCUCCUGACGGGACUCCACGCCUGUGGCGACCUGAGCGUGGCCCUCCUGCGCCACUUUGCCCGCUGCCCUCACGUGGCGGGCAUCACCUCCGUGGCCUGCUGCUACAUGAAGCUCACCACGGCAGAAGCCCCCAUCCCACCGGGCCCUGGGCCCCUGCACUGCCCCGCAGAGCCCGGCUACCCCCUGAGCGCCUGGGUCUCCGCCCUGCCCGGCCACCAGCUCUCCUACAAGGCCCGCGAGGGGGCCUGCCACGCCCUCGAGGACUACGCCCGGAGGCUCAAGGGCCAGAGCGCUGCCCUCAGGACUCACUGCUUCCGCGCAGCAUUGGAGACGGUGAUCCGGGCUGCUGACCCGGCCAAGAAGCGCCUGGGGGUGCAGACCAUCGCCAAGGCCCACCGGCUCACCUUUGGCGAGUACGCCCGCCUGGGCCUGGCGAGGGUGGGGGUGGACCCUGACGCAAGGCUGGAGCCUGGCCCCCUGCAGGCGCUGCUGGCCCAGGAGGGGAAGGUGGUGGCCUUCUUCAGCCUGGCCCUCCUGCUGGCCCCCCUGGUGGAGACCCUGCUGCUUCUCGACCGGAUGAUCUUCCUGCAGGAGGAAGGCUUUCACUGCCAGCUGCUCCCGCUCUUUGACCCCGCCUUCUCCCCCCGCAACCUGGUGCUGGUGGCGGCCAAGACCCCCCUGGGCUCUGCUCUCUUGGACGUGGCAGCGGAAGACUGAGGGAGACCGCUUGGCGACGCCUGGACCCACACACCCUGCCCCACACCCCAGGAGGGGGAAAGCAGGGCGUGGGCACUCUGGACACAAACGGGGGCUCCUGCUCCCAUCAUCCCUGGCCAGGAAUGGGUCAGGGCGGGUGGUAGAGAUCCAGAGGUUUCUCCCCCUUCCCAGAGGCCUGGAGAGAUGAGCAGCCGGACACCUUGCACCCAGCAAGGAAAUGCAAAGGAGGGCAAGACACCCUCAGCCACCACCAAGUCCAGCCGAGGAACGGCCUCUCACAGGAUGGGGCUUUAGGAGCAGCAGAAAGCAGCUGGGAAGGGACGACUUCAGGAAAUUUCAGUUAUUCGAGUGACUUGGCUGCUCAUUUCCAUCAUUUUCUGUGUUUUUUCCAUGCACUGUGGCAUUUUAUGCAUUGUAACUUUGC
Messenger RNA from Lacerta agilis (Sand lizard), 2145 nucleotides. It is a transcript of the gene METTL25B, whose product is annotated as ribosomal RNA adenine dimethylase domain containing 1. Gene Ontology annotation, biological process: rRNA modification. The transcript has 9 exons. Gene Ontology annotation, molecular function: rRNA (adenine-N6,N6-)-dimethyltransferase activity. Lineage: Eukaryota; Metazoa; Chordata; Lepidosauria; Squamata; Lacertidae. The record is from RefSeq and is a predicted model, not a curated record. The coding region runs from base 93 to 1721 and encodes 542 amino acids.